AUGGCACCAGUAGCUAUUCAAGAGCCCGUGGCAGACACCAGUCGAAUCCUGGUCAAGCCAUGGUCCCGGCCAGCCCCAACAUCCGAAGAUCUAGAAUGGGCUCCCUUGGCCAAGAUCGAUCUCUCGCGCUUCGACGAGCCGGGUGGUAAGCAAGAACUGGCGAAACAACUCUAUGAUGCCGUCACCAGAGUCGGAUUCUGGGUCGUUGUCAACACCGGCCUGGACGACGACAAGGUCCUGAGACAAUUCAGCAUCGGCAACACCUUCUUCAAGCAGCCUCUCGAGGAAAAACGCCAAUUCCCUUGUAACUUUGCCGAAGGCGAAUACUUUGGAUAUCGGGAGAAUUCUCGAUGGAUCGGUGACACGGGUAUCAAGGAAAACAUCGAAAUGCUCAACAUCCCCAAGGACAUUCCUGCACUUUCGAACGUGCCAAAGCACGAUAUCGUGCGCGAGCACUAUGACGAGAUCGCCAGCUUCCACCGCGAAGUCUUUGACAGAGUGGUUCGAAAGCUGCUUGUUCUGAUCUCCAUCAUUCUCGAACUGCCAGAGGACUAUCUCCUCAAUGCCCACGCCUAUGACCAAGUCUCGGAUGACCAUCUCCGUUACAUGAUCUACAACGUCCGAACCCAGGACGAGUGGGAUCGAGCCCAGGGGUACAGCUUGGGCGGCCACACCGACUUUGGCAGCUUGACCCUGCUCUUCUCUCAGCACAUUGCCGGUCUGCAGAUUCGCACACCAGAAGGUCAAUGGAAAUGGGUCAAGCCUGUGGAAGGCGGCAUCACCUGCAACGCCGCCGACACGUUGUCAUUCCUCACCAAUGGUCUCAUCAAGUCGACCGUCCAUCGAGUCGUGAGUCCGCCAAGGGACCAGAUCAACGUGCCUCGACUUGGCUUGCUGUACUUUGUCCGCCCUGGAGAAAACACUCCCAUGAGGACUGUGCCGUCGCCUCUCUUGGAAAGGCUCGGCCUGCUCACAGACGAAGACAAGGAUCCGAACAGGCCGGUCCCAACCGGCACCGAAUAUGUUCGUGCACGUGUCAGAGAUGUCCACUACACGGAUGUGGUGAAGAAACGUGAAGGCACCUCAUUUGACUUCAAGGGCUUGAAGGUCCAGAACUACUACGCCUAG
Molecule: messenger RNA, 1128 nt
Organism: Capronia coronata CBS 617.96
Lineage: Eukaryota; Fungi; Ascomycota; Eurotiomycetes; Chaetothyriales; Herpotrichiellaceae
Exons: 3
Coding region: 1-1128 (375 amino acids)
Molecular function (GO): dioxygenase activity
Source: RefSeq, a predicted model, not a curated record